This is a messenger RNA of Trichoderma breve, 756 nucleotides long. RefSeq names its product NAD(P)H-binding domain-containing protein. NCBI's taxonomy places the organism in Eukaryota, Fungi, Ascomycota, Sordariomycetes, Hypocreales, Hypocreaceae. Bases 1 to 756 code for a protein of 251 amino acids. The transcript has 3 exons. The record is from RefSeq and is a predicted model, not a curated record.
AUGGCUUCACCACACCACGUCCUCAUCCUCGGCGGCCACGGCAAAAUCGCCCAGCUUCUCACCCCACUGCUCCUCAAGCGCUCAUGGACCGUCACCAGCGUGAUCCGCAAACAAGAACAAGUGCCCGCCGUCGAAAAGCUCGGCGCCGGAUUACCAGGCCGUCUCAGCGUCCUUGUCCGAAGCAUCGAAGACGUCGAUAGCCAAGAGAAGGCAGCGAGCAUCUUGGACGAAGUCAACCCAGACUACGUCGCAUGGAGUGCCGGUGCCGGUGGUAAAUACGGCGCUGAAGGCACAUACCGCAUCGACCGUGACGCCGCAAUCAACUUCAUCAACGCCGCCGCCGCCAAACCCUCCAUCAGCCGCUUCCUCCUCGUUUCCUACAACGGCUCCCGUCGCAAAGCAGCUCCCUGGUGGACAGCCAGCGAAUGGGAAGACUACCACAAGAACAUCAACUUUGGCGUACUAGCGACCUAUUACCAAGCCAAGAUCGCCGCCGACGAAGUCCUAUACGAAGUUUCCAAGCAGAGCCCAACUUUGGUAGGCAUUGACCUCCGCCCGGGCAGAUUGACAGACGAUCCCAAAGGAAAUGUCACACUAGGUAGAAACAAGAACGUCAAAGGGGAAGUCCCUAGGGAAACUAGCGGGUGGAUAGAUUUGCUGCAGGGCGAUGAUGAUAUCAACGAAGCUGUUGCCGCCGUAGUCCGUGAUGGCGUUGAUGCUGCUGAGGGCGAAGACAUUUAUGCAAAGUACGCGUAG